AUGUCAGUCCGUCAGAUACUGGCUUUUCUUAGCAGCUUGGCUGGUCUGGGUGCAACAAUUACUGCCACAGUGUCCAAUGAAUGGAGGGCCACGAGCCAGGCAUCCUCAGUCAUCACAGCCACCUGGGUGCUCCAGGGUCUGUGGAACAACUGUGCGGGAAAUGCAAUCGGAGCGCUUCACUGCAGACCUCAUCACACUAUACUUCAGCUGGAAGGCUACAUCCAAGCAUGCAAGGGGUUGAUGAUUGCAGCCAUCUGUCUUGGUUUUUUUGGUUCCAUAUUCGCCCUUGUCGGAAUGAAAUGCACCAAAAUCGGCGGAACAGAUAACAGCAAAGCCAGAGUUGCCUGCUUCGCUGGAGUGAAUUUUAUUCUUAGUGGCCUGUGCUCACUGUCAGCGUACUCCCUCUAUGCACACAGGAUUUCAUCAGAAUCUUUCGACCCGAUGUUUGUGGCUCAAAAGUAUGAGCUCGGAACUGCUCUGUUUAUCGGUUGGGGAGGUUCUGUCCUCUGUAUCCUCGGAGGCGUCAUACUUGAGCACAGCUCUGGUCUCCCUCCAGACUCUGCGGAUCCUGCGCAGGUUGUGCUGAACCGACGGUACAGCGAUCUCGACUUCCUGGACUGGGAAGAGAGAUGGUAA
Molecule: messenger RNA, 636 nt
Organism: Labrus bergylta (ballan wrasse)
Lineage: Eukaryota; Metazoa; Chordata; Actinopteri; Labriformes; Labridae
Source: RefSeq, a predicted model, not a curated record